AUGUUAUUACAUGAAUACCGAAUAUGUCUACCAUUUACAGUUGAAGAAUAUCAUAUUGGACAACUUUAUAUGAUAUGUAAACAUUGUGAAGUUGAAUCAAGUAAAGAUGAUGGUGUUGAAGUUUGUCAUCAACUAUCACCCGAUGAAUUAUCUGCUCGAAAAUUAGAAUUUCUGGACAUUGCAAUCGAACAAGUACCAUCUUAUAAAUAUAAGGAAAGUGAAGAUCCAUGUAAAUUCAAAUCAGAAAAAACAGGUCGUGGUCCAUUAACGGCUAAUUGGAGAGAAUAUACUAAACCAAUAAUGUGUGCAUAUAAAAUUAUUCGAGUACGUUUUGAAGUUUGGGGAUUUCAAACACGUGUUGAAGAUUUUACUCAACGUGCUGUACGUGAUAUUCUUAUACUUGCACAUCGACAAGCAUUUACAUGGAUGGAUGAAUGGUAUGGUAUGACUUUGGAUCAAGUUCGAGAAUAUGAACGUGAAAUGUUCGAACGAACAAAUAAAAAAGUUCUACCAACACCUACGCCAACAACGAAUAAUACUACUUCUGAAUAA
Molecule: messenger RNA, 552 nt
Organism: Rotaria sp. Silwood1
Lineage: Eukaryota; Metazoa; Rotifera; Eurotatoria; Philodinida; Philodinidae
Source: the annotation of a GenBank genome assembly